Molecule: messenger RNA, 471 nt
Organism: Bipolaris victoriae FI3
Lineage: Eukaryota; Fungi; Ascomycota; Dothideomycetes; Pleosporales; Pleosporaceae
Exons: 6
Coding region: 1-471 (156 amino acids)
Source: RefSeq, a predicted model, not a curated record
AUGGCAACAAGAUACCGUAUCUACAGUAUAGGCUUCGCCCAUGGCAUAUCCCAGGAGGAGCAAGAGGGUAUAUACCAAGACCUAUGCAACCGAAACGAUCCAACAUCGUUGAUUGAGGGGUUCGCUUUUGGAAGGGAAGAUCCCUGGAACUUCCCUCCGGAGGCCAUAGGCACAGAAGCCUAUGUCAAGAAGGGCUGGCACGAGCCAGACCGAUACCCACACUUCACCGUGGAACUACGGUAUACGUUUCUCUAUGGCGAGUACAAGCGGGUGGCGACCGCCCAUGUGUACAAAGACUGGUCGGAGACGAUAGAAUUCGCAGGCGCUGCGUGGUCGUCACGCUGGUACAAGAAGUAUCGCGAUCAGCGCUAUAUUUUCUGGGAUACGAGAUUGCGACGACCUCAGAAUAUCUUGGAACCGCCUGGCGGACCGCUUCCUCGAUAUGCCCUUCCAAGCGCAAGCUGUAUUUGA